GUAAAUAAUAGCUGGUGGAAAGCACAAAUAACUCCCAUUCGCCAUCAGUCAGCCCGACACCUACGACAUGAACUCGGCUACAAUAAUAAUUGCAAUUAUCCUGCUCCUGCCAGCCAGCCAGCAAGCGAGCGCGGAGGCUUUGGAGCGCAAGGUGCUGGCGUACAAUCCCACCUACGAGUUUUGGUUUUUCAUGCCAACUGGCAGGCCCGACCACGUUUCUGACAACGUCGAGGAGGCCUAUUGGGGUUCUCGAAAAACAGGAGGUGUUUGCUACACAAACGUUUGGUUCUACUGCCAAACUGGCGUCAAAAUAGAGGAGUAAUCUGCUUAAGGGGAAGCCAUGUCAAUUCUUACAUAAAAAACACAAAAAAUGUAUUAACUGCGUAAAGUAUACUAGUCUUAAAAUAGCAAUUUCUUUAUCAGGCAUGUAAAAUCUCAAGCUGUAAAAAUUUCACUUCUGUUAUCUUGAUUACCUUGAGAGGUAAACUUAAUGCGUCAAAAAUUAACACCUUAGUUUGGUUUGUGUUGAGUCAAUUAAUUUUUAUUACAAUCAAUAAAAUAAAAAAACUAUUUACUUUCUAACAGAAUUUAAAGAAACGGUUGCAGAGCUUGUAAAAGUUAUUCUUUUAAAAUAAACCAAUA
Messenger RNA from Drosophila biarmipes, 642 nucleotides. RefSeq lists its product as uncharacterized. The record is from RefSeq and is a predicted model, not a curated record. The transcript has 2 exons. Bases 68 to 322 code for a protein of 84 amino acids. Lineage: Eukaryota; Metazoa; Arthropoda; Insecta; Diptera; Drosophilidae.